Molecule: messenger RNA, 936 nt
Organism: Zonotrichia leucophrys gambelii
Lineage: Eukaryota; Metazoa; Chordata; Aves; Passeriformes; Passerellidae
Product: olfactory receptor 14A16-like
Exons: 1
Coding region: 1-936 (311 amino acids)
Biological process (GO): G protein-coupled receptor signaling pathway
Cellular component (GO): membrane
Molecular function (GO): G protein-coupled receptor activity; olfactory receptor activity; odorant binding
Source: RefSeq, a predicted model, not a curated record
AUGUCCAACAGCAGCUCCAUCAGGCACUUCCUCCUGCUGGCAUUGGCAGACACGCGGCAGCUGCAGCUCCUGCACUUCUGCCUCUUGCUGGGCAUCUCCCUGGCUGCCCUCCUGGGCAACGGCCUCAUCAUCAGCGCCGUAGCCUGCGGCCACCACCUGCACACGCCCAUGUUCUUCUUCCUGCUCAACCUGGCCUUCAGCGACCUGGGCUCCAUCUGCACCACUGUCCCCAAAGCCAUGCACAAUUCCCUCUGGCACACCAGGAACAUCUCCUACUCCGGAUGUGCUGCUCAGCUCUUUUUCUUUAUGUUCUUCACCUCAGCAGAGAUUUCCCUCCUGACUGUCAUGUGCUAUGACCGCUACGUGUCCAUCUGCAAACCCCUGCACUACGGGACCCUCCUGGGCAGCAGAGCUUGUGCCCACAUGGCAGCAGCUGCCUGGGCCAGUGCCUUUCUCAAUGCUGUCAUGCACACAGCCAAUACAUUUUCCCUGCCCCUGUGCCAUGGCAAUGUCCUGGGCCAGUUCUUCUGUGAAAUCCCACAGAUCCUCAAGCUCUCCUGCUCACGCUCCAACUUUCUCAGGGAACUUGGUCUCAUUGCUGUUAGUGCCUGUUUAGGUUUUGGUUGUUUUGUGUUCAUUGUUUUCUCCUAUGUGCAGAUCUUCAGGGCUGUGCUGAGGAUCCCCUCUGAGCAGGGACGGCACAAAGCCUUUUCCACCUGCCUCCCUCACUUGUCCGUGGUCUCCCUGUUUGUCAGUACUGGCAUAUUUACCUACUUGAAGCCCCCCUCCAUCUCCUCCCCAUCCCUGGAUCUGGCCCUAUCAAUUCUGUACUCAGUGGUGCCUCCAGCCCUGAACCCCCUCAUUUACAGCCUGAGGAACCCGGAGCUCAAGGCUGCAGUGUGGGCACUGAUGACUGGAUGGUAUCAGAAACAUUAA